AUGGCGUUUAUCAAAGAACACUACGACUGUGUGGCAAGGGAGACAAGGGACGAGCGUAGAAAGAGUCGCGUGAUUCGCCUUCGGCAGCUAAACAACAUGGUAAAACAGUGUCUCUUGUCUGAGUUGAUCGGUGGCGCUGGCGACCACAAAGCUUCGAAUAUCAAGGUCUUGGAUCUGGCUUGCGGCAGAGGAGGCGACAUCUUCAAGCUGGAGGGGCUGGGAGUGCGCAACUACGUGGGAGUGGACUUCUCCCCAGAACGAAUCAAAGAGGCCGAGGAGAGAGCUCGAGCCCUAAGAUCCAUGGCAGCCAAGUUUGUGGAGCACGAUUGCUUCUCGUCAAGUUUGCCCCAAGACGUCACGGCGGAGGGACCGUACGACGCUUGCAGCUGCCAACUUGCGAUACACUACGCUGCAUGCGACGAGGCCACCGCGCGGACGGCACUGGAGAACAUCUCGGCGUCGCUCAAGCCGGGGGGAUUGUUCGUAGGCACCACGGUCGACUCGCGGGUGGUUUUGGAGAAGCUAAAGAGGGUGGCGGGCAACACGGAGCUGUCCAACAGUGUGUACAAGCUCGCCUUGAAGCAACCCGUCAAGGAGGAGCUAGUGUUUGGCAACGAGUACAACUUUGCGUUGGAGGGCGUGGUGAACGACUGCCCGGAGUACCUUGUGUUCUUCGAUGCCUGGGAGAAGCUUGCGAGGGAGUAUGGUCUCAAGCUCGUCAUGCACGCAAAUUUUAAAGAGUUUGCUUGGAAGCACAGGCUGGGCAGGAAGAUGGGCGAGCUCACAGGGGCGGAGAAGGAGGUUUUCCCUUUGUAUUGCGUCUUUGCUUUCGAAAAGUUGCCCUGUAUGAGCAGGAAUAAGAAGCUCAAACGAUGA
This is a messenger RNA of Selaginella moellendorffii, 876 nucleotides long. RefSeq names its product mRNA cap guanine-N7 methyltransferase 1. The transcript has a single exon. Bases 1 to 876 code for a protein of 291 amino acids. Gene Ontology annotation, cellular component: nucleus. The record is from RefSeq and is a predicted model, not a curated record. Gene Ontology annotation, molecular function: mRNA 5'-cap (guanine-N7-)-methyltransferase activity. Gene Ontology annotation, biological process: 7-methylguanosine mRNA capping. Lineage: Eukaryota; Viridiplantae; Streptophyta; Lycopodiopsida; Selaginellales; Selaginellaceae.